This is a messenger RNA of Eimeria mitis, 492 nucleotides long. RefSeq lists its product as uncharacterized. NCBI's taxonomy places the organism in Eukaryota, Apicomplexa, Conoidasida, Eucoccidiorida, Eimeriidae. The transcript has 3 exons. The record is from RefSeq and is a predicted model, not a curated record. The coding region runs from base 1 to 492 and encodes 163 amino acids. Gene Ontology annotation, cellular component: mediator complex.
AUGCAGCCACCUCUUGGGGGCCCUCCUCAGCUGCAAGCUCCCCCUGCUCGGGACCCUGUAACAAAGCUGCAGAUCUUGUUGGGGAACUUGCUCAAGCACUUCACGGAUGUGGUGGUGCAUUUGUCUGACGUUGCCCCGCCACGCUCCGUCUCUGGCGCGGUGGACGUCGACGGAGCUUCUGAAGCAGCGGAGGGCUCCAGCUCAGGUGUUCGGACAGCAAUGACCGAGGAGCAGCUAAAUGAGUUUAUUCUCAGCUGCUCCAAGGGGGUCGGAAACCUUGUACAUGUCAUAGAAGAAGAAGCAGAGAAGCUUCCAGAUGCCAUCCAGUCACAGGAGGAAGUUGAGAGUGAGCUACGGUACCUGGAAAGAGAGAAUGAAGUGGCUGCAGCGGAACUGAAGCAGCUCGUGGCAUCCGUGCGCCUUGUGCGGGAAGCAAUCAGGGAGGCAUACAGGGAUGCUGCCACCGACGGCACUCGCAUCACUAUAGACUAG